This is a messenger RNA of Zingiber officinale, 491 nucleotides long. Its product is annotated as cysteine proteinase inhibitor-like. The record is from RefSeq and is a predicted model, not a curated record. Gene Ontology annotation, molecular function: cysteine-type endopeptidase inhibitor activity. The transcript has 3 exons. NCBI's taxonomy places the organism in Eukaryota, Viridiplantae, Streptophyta, Magnoliopsida, Zingiberales, Zingiberaceae. The coding region runs from base 21 to 317 and encodes 98 amino acids.
AGAGGACGCCCACGACCACCAUGGCACAGUUGGUCGGCAACGUGAGGGAAUCCGAAGGAAGAGAGAAUAGCAUCGAGAUCCAGGAGCUCGCUCGCUUCUUCGUCGACGAGCACAACAAGAAACAGAAUGCGCUUCUGGAGUUUGCGCGUGUUGUGAAGGCGAGGAAGCAGGUUGUUGCUGGAACUCUGCAUCACUUGACGGUGGAGGCAGUUGAGGGAGGGGAGAAGAAGUUGUACGAGGCCAAAGUGUGGGUGAAGCCAUGGCUUAAUUUCAAACAUGUUGAAGAAUUCAAGCAUGUUGGCGAACAAGGUGAUUGAAGAGUUUGCUAAGAGUCGAUGUUCGGAGCACUACAAGAACCUUGGAGCAACUUAACGUUUCGAAUAAGAUGUAGCAGGAGCAUAUAGAGCCUGCAUUGUGUUCUCUCUAUAGAAAAAUGUUCUACUCUUAAUUUCCCUUAAUACUGGAUAUAUGAUGUAGUAAACUAAAUUCUU